CCCCCUCACGACCCUAGCUGAGCUCAUCACUGGGUCCCUGUCCCUACAUAUUUAAACUGCAUUUUCAUCUCAUGGCUAGAAGACACUUAGUGCUCUGACGGGUGGAGAGAGCCAGCACAGGAGGGAAGAGGAAAGCAGAAGCCGCGUGCGUGGCUGAGAGUGGAUGCCACCAGGUUCCAGGUCUGGCAUCCUUGAAGUGAACCUGAGACAGAGUAGAGGAGGAAGAGGAAGAGAAAGGACUGAAAGCAAGCAGACUGGUCGGCACGAAAGCUAGCUGAGGAGGCUUGGCUGGCACUCGAUCUCCUGAAGCAGCUCAAGAAGCCACCAGUCCAUUCUCAGCAUGACAGUUCAUCUACUGAGACACCUAUGAGAAAAGUUGCUGCCCUCAUCUAACUAACAGUGAGGAAUGAUCUGGAGUUGGCACGUCUCAUCACUAGAGCAGCUCCUAGGGGCCCUCUCUGUGCCAGAGUGGUAUUGCCAGAUUUGGCAUCUGUUUCUUUGGGACUGAAUCUUCUUCUGUUCUGAAGCCCCCAGGAGAAGUCACCCAUCCCUCCUUUGGAGCAAGAGAGUGAGAGCAGCAGUGAAUCAUACCAUGCCCCAGAAAUUGAGAUUGGAAUGAAUAGAUGCCACCAGAUGAUCUGCACCAGUUGAUAUCCAAGACCAAUUACUCAAACGCCAAAGAACCAAUCCUUCUCCUGAGCCUGUCUCAUACAACUCCAGCCCCAGCAGUAUCCAUCUUCUUAACUCCUUUUUUUGAGGUCCAGAGAGUGUUCCUCAUUCAGGGACAAAGCCUCUGAUCACUAAGGCUUACACUCAUUGGGCCAGAUACUCUGAAGUUACAAUGGAAGACCACAUGUUUAGUGUUCAACAAAUUCAACCCAAUGUCAUUUCUGUAAGGCUGUUCAAACGCAAAGUGGGAGGCUUGGGAUUCCUCGUGAAAGAACGGGUUAGCAAGCCUCCAGUGAUUAUAUCUGACCUGAUCCGGGGUGGGGCAGCUGAACAGAGUGGUCUUAUCCAGGCAGGAGAUAUCAUCCUUGCAGUCAAUGGCCGGCCCUUGGUGGACAUGAGCUAUGAUGGUGCCCUGGAGGUUCUGAGAAGCAUUGCCUCAGAGACUCAUGUGGUCCUCAUCCUGAGGGGCCCAGAGGGCUUCACUACACACUUGGAGACUACAUUCACUGGUGAUGGGACACCCAAGACCGUCCGGGUGACCCGGCCCCUAGGCCCAGCCACCAAAACAGUGGACCUGUCCCACCACACCGUGCCCAGCAAAGAUCAGCCCCCAGGGCCAGACAGCGCUGUGGCCCUUUGGAACGUGCCUCAGCACCCCAGGAAAAAUGGUCAAGACAAUUCCCUGGCACAAACCAAUGGCAUGGUACCUGACCAGAAGGGUGAGGAGCCCACAAAGAAAAGUGCCCUGGCUGGCCUGCAUGGUGGUGGGGAGAGCAAUGACCUUCUCCAAGAGAUCCAGCCAGUGCUGAACCUGCUUACCAGUGGCAAGAAGGAAAUCAAUGGAGGGCGGCCACACAAGGCAGAGACAAGAGAUGCAGAAGUCCAGGCAGACAGAGACUUGGAAGGAAAGUCCCACAAGCUUCUGCCGCUUGGGAUGGAGAAUGAUCGUGUCUUCAAUGAUUUGUGGGGGAAGAACAACGUGCCCGUUGUCUUGAACAACCCAUAUUCAGAAAAGGAACAGCCCCCAACCUCGGGAAGACAGUCACCCACCAAGAAUGGCAGUCCUACCAAAUGUCCUCGCUUUCUCAAAGUCAAGAACUGGGAAACAGAUGUGGUCCUCAAUGACACGCUCCACCUCAAGAGCACCUUGAACACAGCUUGCACUGGGCAGAUUUGCAUGGGUUCUAUCAUGUUCCCCUCCCAACAUAUACGGAAGCCUGAGGAUAUCCGGACAAAAGAACAACUCUUUCCCUUGGCCAAAGAGUUCAUUGAUCAAUACUAUUCAUCUAUAAAGAGAUUUGGCUCCAAAGCCCACACAGAUAGACUGGAAGAAGUGAACAGGGAGAUAGAAACCACCAGCACCUACCAGCUGAAGGACACAGAGCUGAUCUAUGGAGCUAAACAUGCCUGGAGAAAUGCUUCUCGCUGUGUGGGCAGGAUCCAGUGGUCCAAGCUGCAGGUGUUUGAUGCACGAGACUGUACCACAGCCCACGGGAUGUUUAACUACAUUUGCAAUCAUGUCAAGUAUGCAACAAAUAAAGGGAACCUCAGGUCAGCUAUCACCAUAUUUCCCCAGCGGACAGAUGGCAAGCAUGACUUCAGAGUCUGGAACUCACAGCUCAUCAGAUACGCAGGCUAUAAGCAGCCUGAUGGCAGCAUCUUAGGAGACCCUGCCAAUGUGGAGUUCACAGAUAUCUGCAUUCAGCAAGGCUGGAAGCCUCCAAGAGGGCGUUUCGAUGUCCUGCCGCUCCUGCUCCAGGCGAAUGGCAAUGACCCAGAGCUAUUCCAGAUUCCUCCAGAGCUGGUUUUGGAAGUGCCCAUCAGACAUCCCAAGUUCACAUGGUUCAAGGAGCUGGGGCUGAAGUGGUAUGGUCUGCCAGCCGUAUCCAGCAUGCUCCUGGAGAUCGGAGGUCUUGAGUUCAGUGCUUGCCCAUUCAGCGGCUGGUAUAUGGGCACCGAGAUUGGAGUCCGUGAUUACUGUGAUAACUCGCGAUACAACAUUCUUGAGGAAGUGGCCAAAAAGAUGAAUUUGGACAUGAGGAAAACUUCCUCCCUGUGGAAGGACCAAGCCUUGGUGGAGAUCAACAUUGCUGUGCUUUACAGUUUCCAGUCACACAAAGUGACAAUUGUUGACCACCACUCGGCUACUGAGUCCUUCAUCAAGCACAUGGAGAAUGAGUACCGCUGCCGAGGGGGAUGUCCAGCUGACUGGGUCUGGAGUCCACCCAUGUCCGGCAGCAUCACACCUGUCUUCCACCAGGAGAUGCUCAAUUAUCGGCUCACACCUUCCUUCGAGUACCAGCCGGAUCCAUGGAACACCCAUGUCUGGAAAGGUACUAAUGGGACCCCCACAAAAAGGAGAGCCAUUGGCUUCAAGAAGUUGGCAGAAGCUGUCAAGUUCUCAGCUAAACUGAUGGGGCAGGCCAUGGCAAAAAGAGUCAAAGCCACCAUCCUCUAUGCCACUGAGACAGGCAAAUCCCAGGCCUAUGCAAAAACCUUAUGUGAAAUCUUCAAACAUGCCUUCGAUGCCAAGGUCAUGUCCAUGGAAGAAUAUGAUAUUGUACACCUAGAACAUGAGACACUGGUCUUGGUGGUAACUAGCACCUUUGGCAAUGGAGACCCUCCAGAGAAUGGCGAGAAAUUUGGCUGUGCUUUGAUGGAGAUGAGGCACCCCAACUCCAUGCAGGAGGAAAGGAAGAGUUACAAGGUCCGUUUCAAUAGCGUCUCCUCAUACUCUGAUGCCCGGAAAUCUUCAAGCGAUGGGCCUGACAUGAGAGACAACUUUGAAAGCGCCGGGCCCCUGGCCAAUGUGAGAUUCUCAGUGUUUGGCCUUGGAUCGAGGGCAUACCCCCACUUCUGUGCCUUUGGCCAUGCAGUGGACACCCUCCUAGAAGAACUUGGAGGGGAACGCAUCCUAAAGAUGAGGGAAGGGGAUGAACUCUGUGGUCAGGAAGAAGCCUUCAGAACCUGGGCCAAGAAGGUCUUCAAGGCUGCCUGUGAUGUGUUCUGCGUGGGGGAUGAUGUCAACAUCGAGAAGGCCAACAACUCCCUCAUUAGCAAUGACCGCAGCUGGAAGAGGAAUAAGUUCCGGCUGACCUACGUGGCUGAAGCUCCAGAGCUCACCCAAGGUCUGUACAGCAUUCACAAAAAGCGAGUAUCUGCUGCCCGGCUCCUCAGCCGCCAGAACCUUCAGAGCCCUAACUCCAGUCGAUCAACCAUCUUUGUGCGUCUCCACACCAAUGGGAACCAAGAGCUGCAGUACCAGCCUGGGGACCAUCUGGGUGUGUUCCCUGGCAACCACGAGGACAUGGUGAAUGCCCUGAUCGAUCGACUCGAGGAUGCCCCUCCCACCAACCAACUGGUGAAAGUGGAGCUUCUGGAGGAGAGGAAUACAGCUUUGGGCGUCAUCAGUAACUGGACGGAUGAGCACCGGAUCCCGCCCUGCACCAUCUUCCAGGCUUUUAAGUACUACCUGGACAUCACUACGCCCCCAACGCCCGUGCAGCUGCAGCAGUUUGCCUCGUUGGCCACCAAUGAGAAGGAGAAACAGCGGCUGCUGGUCCUCAGCAAGGGCUUACAGGAGUAUGAGGAGUGGAAAUGGGGCAAGAACCCCACGAUCGUGGAGGCUUUGGAGGAAUUUCCGUCGGUGCAGAUGCCGUCCACUCUCCUGCUGACACAGCUGUCCCUGCUGCAGCCCCGCUACUACUCCAUCAGCUCCUCCCCGGACAUGUACCCUGAUGAAGUGCACCUGACCGUGGCCGUCGUGUCCUACCGCACCCGAGAUGGGGAAGGACCAAUCCACCACGGGGUCUGCUCUUCCUGGCUCAACCGAAUACAACCUGAGGAGGUGGUGCCCUGUUUUGUCCGAGGAGCACCGAGCUUCCACUUGCCCCGGGAUCCCCAGGUACCCUGUAUCCUGGUUGGCCCAGGCACUGGAAUAGCGCCUUUCCGGAGCUUCUGGCAGCAAAGGCUAUUCGAUAUCCAACACAAAGGCAUGUCUCCAUGUCCCAUGGUCCUGGUCUUUGGAUGUCGACAGUCCAAGAUUGACCACAUCUACAAGGAGGAAACCCUACAGGCCAAGAACAAAGGGGUCUUCAGAGAGCUGUACACGGCCUAUUCCCGUGAGCCAGACAAACCAAAGAAAUAUGUACAGGAUGCCUUACAGGAACAGCUGGCAGAGACCGUGUACAGAGCCCUGAAGGAGAAAGGGGGCCACAUUUACGUGUGUGGGGAUGUCACGAUGGCAGCCGAUGUCCUGAAAGCCAUCCAGCGCAUCAUGAUCCAGCAGGGGAGGCUCUCAGCAGAAGAGGCUGGGGUGUUCAUUAGCAAACUGAGGGAUGACAACCGCUACCAUGAAGAUAUAUUUGGAGUCACCCUGCGCACGUACGAAGUGACCAACCGCCUUAGAUCUGAGUCCAUUGCCUUCAUUGAAGAGAGCAAGAAGGACACUGAUGAGGUGUUCAGCUCCUAACCAGGUCCCUUCUGCCCCAUUCGGAUGGAUGCCAGGCUGGGAUGCCUGCCCCCAGGCCUUCUCCAGGUGGAAGGUCCUAGGUUUGGGAAAGAUGGACUCUGCUGACUCUUUCUUAUGGGACUCCCGUGAAAUGCGCGCUCCCUCUUGUCCUGUUGUUGCAUCGUGGUUUUUGGGUUCGUUUUUCUUCUUUUUAGACUUCCCAUGGGGCUUCCCUUGGCCCCCUUUGUUUCCUCUUUGAACUUUUCUGCUGCAAUGCAAUGGCUUCUUCUCCGCAGCAGCUCUUAUGAAAUGAUUUUUCUUCUCACCCUCUUUCUCUCUCUCUAUUCCAAGGGCAUACCACAGCUGCAUGAAAUCACCAGAUCACUCCCAUUUGGCAUUUCCAUGUUGGUUUUCUGGGGUUUCUUUGGAAAGGCAGCAGGGACUGGGGAGGAGAGAUUAGCUGUGGGUUUCUUCCUAUGGAUGGUCUCCAGCACCUAACGUCACACACCAUCCUUUUUUAAAAGUUAUUGUCAUUUUUUGGUGUGCGUGUGCACGCACGUGUGUGUAUGUGUAUGUGUGAGGGGCAUGGGUCCUCAUCUGUUCUCCUCUUGCCUGUGCAAGCCUGUUGCCUGCAGACCUUUGGUGCAGAGAAAUUGUUUUCCCUUGGCACAUGCUGACCCUUUCUGUGUUCCCACUCAACAAAGCUGGCGCCAUUUUCUAUGAACCACUUGGGAGCCCCUGGAUUGUACGACAUUGGCAUUCAAGUGGUCAGGGUGGCUGUGAUGACUGGAGAUGAUUUGUCCCCCACUUGGGAUUGAAAUCAAUUAGUAUAUAAGCCACCAAGGAACAAAUCCAUCUCAUGAAUUCCAUAUACCAUGCUCUUGCUCCCACUUCUCUGUCCCCUGACACAUCAUCUAGUUAUGUCCCUCAAACCUUUUCCCAGGUCUGUCUGCUACACUGCUCCUGGUCCAGGUUCUGCCACUAUUUGGCACUGAGCAAGUCACUCCAUUUCCCUGGGUCUCAAUUUCUUUCUCUGUAAAAUGGAUGAGAAUCUGUAAGGAAUAAGCUCCUCCUCCCGCCUCCCCCCAAAAAAAAGUUGUCUGAAAGUAGAACAGACUUCCUCUCCAGUAGAGUCCUUCAAGCAGAUUUGGAUGGCCUGACAGGCAGCCAACAAGCAUUUAUAAGCACCUACUAUGUGCCAGAAAUGAUGCUAUGUACUGGAAGUACAAAGAAGGGCAAAACCAAUCCCUGCCGUAACUUGGUACAAAUAAGGUAUAGACAGAGUCCAUGGAAAGCCACUCAUCAGUGAUGUUGUAGAGUAAAGUUAACAAGCAUCUAUUAAGCACCUCCUGUGUGUCAGGCACUGUGCUAAGUGUUGGGCAUACAGUGAAAGAAACAAACCCACAAUUCCUGCUCUCAAGGAACUCACAGUCUAAUGGGAAUGCAUUCCAAAGGCUGGGGAUGGCCAAGGCAACUUCUAAAUUUCUUACAACUCAAGAGUGUGUAAAAGAGGAGAAAUGAAAAGUCUCUAAGCUGCCUUCUGAGCCUAAAAGUCUGUGAUCCACUUGAAGCUGGCCAAAAGCAGCAGUCUGGGAAUCACAAGCCCUACAUUGACCUUGCUGUGUGAUGUUGGGGAAGUCUCCUUGCCUCCACAUGCCUCUGAUUUUCUCAGCUAUUUUUUUUUUUGAGAGAGAGGGAAAGAAGACUUUGCUUCCUCAGCUUGGAGACAGUAUAAAGGUUGUUUCUUGAGCGCUACAUUAUGUCAACACUUAACACCGUUAGUUGGUUUCUGGCUCCAGUGGUAGACUUGCCCUCUCCCCCUGAGAUAUGAAACCUGAAAGGAUAGUUACAAGAGGGGCAGAAUAAAGACACAAGGUGUACCCAUGUACCCUCGACAAUAGGAGACAGCAGUGGACUGUGGUAGUUCAAAAAGUACAGGAGAUGCUGCGUUACACUAAUGGAAUAAAGAAGGUUUUAGUCCUGUUGUCUGUCCUCUGCUGCCCUGAUCAGACCAUAUUUGGAGGACUUGUCCAGAGGAGGAUGACCAGAACAGUGAAGGGUCACCAGGUCACGCCAUCCAAGCUCAAUGGGGGACCUGGGGAUGUUUAGAAUCUAGAAGAAAAGAUUUAGGACAGUGUGCAUAACUGCUGAGUGGAAGAGGAUUCAACUUGGAACUAGAAAAAAUAGAUGGAAGCAGCAGAGGUAGAUUUUGACACAGGGACAGUGAGAUGUAGCCAAAGGUGGUAUGCCUUCACUGAAUGUCUUCAAGCAAAGGCCAGAGGACCCCUUGGUAUGGUUAUUGUUGAGGGAAUUCAGGGUUACGUUGGACCAGAUGCCCACUGAGGUGCCUUCCAGCUCUGAGAUUCUGUGAUCUUGCGCAGAGGAAGAGAUUCAGGGAUAGAUGUGUUCACUUCAACAGUCUGACCCUAUAGAACAGAGGUUCUUCACCUUUCUUCCAAGACUUCUGACAAUUUGUUGAAACCUAUGGACCUCUCAGAAUCAUAUUCUUAAAUGCAUUAAAUAAUAGAUAUAGGAUUACAUACAGGAAACCAAGUAUAUUGAAAUACAGUUAUCAAAAUAUUUUUAAAAGCAAAGUUCAAGGUCUCUAGGUUAAGAAUCCAUGCCUUAAAAAGAUGAAUAAUUUAAUUAGAUGCUUUUGACAUAAUUCCCUUCUCUUGAUCCAGAUUUUAAAAGUCCUUUCUAAAAACUUUUGCCGCCCUACCUAAUGGAAAGCAAAUCUUCUCCCAUUCAUGAUAAUCCUGACCUCUCCCUGGCUAGGCCCCUUAGUGUAAUUGCCUCCCCAAGAAAGAACUAGUAAAGUUUCUGCCUAUUUGUAGGUGCUAAUCAAUGUUGGGUGGCAUCUGAAAAAAACAAUGGUCUCCCAGGUGAUGAAGCCUCAGAGGGCCUGCUUUAACCCUACAGGAUAAGAGAGAGGCCUCAGUUUCCCAUCCAUGCCCUAGCCCUUGGUUUUCUUUAUUAUUUUGGAUGGGCAACAUUUCUUAUAUAGAGCACCCUCUGACUGAGCUUGGAGACCUGGCAAAGAGAAAACACUCGGGCCCCCUUGGCCAGAGUUAACAUAGCUGUGAGGCCAGAUAAUCUCUAAGAACCAAUCUCAUGGAAGCUAGGAGUGCAAAGGGACCUUCCAAUGAGCAAGCCCGCCCAGGAUAGAUGGUUGUCCUUCUCCUUCCCUAAGACCUGUAAGGAAGAUGGCAUCACACAUGGUUCGUGCUACUGUUCUAUCCCACGGUGGUCAGCAAAAUCUUCCUCAUGUCCAGUCACAAUCCCAAAGCAGUGGAGAGAGGUCCAGAUUUAGGAUUAAGAAGACCUGCAUUCUAAUGCUGCCUCAAACACAUCCUAGCUGUGUCACCCUUGGUAAGCCGCUUUCGGAUCCCAUUUCUUCACUUCUAAAAUGAGGCUAAUAAUAUUACAUGCUACACAUGGUUGUCCUAAAGAUCAAAUGAAAAAAUAUCUCUAAGAUGCUUUGCAACUAUAACAAGCUAUGUAAAUGUUAGCAAUGAUAAUUCGCUCUCCUUUUUUUCUUUAAGCCAGUUUUCUCUUAUUUAAUCAAGAGAAUGGCUCCAGCAUCCUCCUUAUAAAAGCCCCUUCAAUGAGUUGAAGAUGGUCACUGAGUCAUCCCUUCACCUUCUUCAAUUAAAAUAACUCUGGCUCCUCUCAUGGCUCCUCCCAAGGCCUUUUUUUCAGUCCUUCUGAGCCUUCUGAGUCACAUCUCCUAAGAUAUCACUAGCUCCCCAGAGCUGCUGCUGCUGCCUCUGCCCUCCCUCUUCCCUUCCCCUCUGACAUAGACUGUCCUCUCUGAUUUCCAUUCCCAACUAAGCUUCACGUUUUCACAAAUGCCCCAAUCUUUGAUAAAUAUCAUUCGUAAGGAGGAUUGUGACUGCAGCCACUCAUUCUAAACUGGGACUCAGAAAACGAAAGAGUCAAAUGGAGAAACCACAAUGUGUCUCUAGAAAUGGGUGUCAUCCUAAACUCAGUCCCUGGCCCCCAACACAAGCUUCUUUAUAGCCACCCGAGACUAGCUAUCAGGUAGGAGAUUAAUCAGGUGAGAUCCUCAAUUUCCAAGUACUCCUUAACCUUGAAAAAUCUUAAAACAGCUUUAUCCUCAAACCAGAAUCCUUCUGUGUGUCAUAGGGUCAUAGGAUUAUGGUUUUACAACUGGAAAAGGCCUUAGAGGUGAUGCAGUCCAAGCCCAUACAUCCCUCAAAGAGACAAAGCAGCAGGCCCCAGACAGAAUGAGAAUAUGGUCUGCUGAAGAGCAGCCCCUUAGAUCUAGAGCUUUCAGUGAUGCUGGAGGCCAGGCUCAUUUUACAGAUGAGGAAACUGAGGCAGGAGGUACUUAAGUGACUUCCUCAAGCUUACACAGGUAGUGUCAGAGGUUGGGUAUGAAUCCACAUCAUCUGAUUCCAAUUCCAGUGAUCUUUCCAUUGCCCCAUGAUUUCCUGGGCAGAUCCCUUGUGAAAGAAAGAGAACCAGAUCCUUUGACCUUCUUCAUCCCAGGACAGUGGCCCAAGCAUGGAUGGGUUAAGAUCUGCAUUGUUGGAGGGUGUGGUCUUCAGAGUAUCACUUUAAGUGAGUAGAUGCUGCCCCCUUGUGGUGAUUCUCAGGCAAUUCCUUGAAGUCCUGGGGUUGUCCAAAACAAUGUAAUCCCAUCCGAAAAUUACAGAAAUUCACUUUGCAGUUUUUUAAAUCUGGUUACCUGGCAUCUGAGAGUGGUCCCAUUGGGGGGGGGUGCAUUUCUUCUUCUCUAACUUAUUAAUAAGUAGGAUUUCUUAACUCUAAAUAUCCUACUAAGAGUGAGGUAAAGGACCAGAUCCUUCUUCCUCCUUCUCCAACUCCUGCCACAAAGAGUAAAGACAGAACCUGGUGAGUAAAAUCAUUUUCUCUCUAAGUCAGCAGAAUGGUCCCUCAAAAAAGGCUAAUGAUCCCUAGAUGCAGACCAGGCCUCAGCAAGCUAACAGCCCAUUCCCAAUAACAGAGAAGGAAAAGAAAUGGAGAAAUGCUUCUCCCAAGAUGGUUGAACUUGAGUCAACCUCACUGGCCUCAAAAACUACAUCAACCAAAUGUAUACACACUCAAUGUUACUCUCUCUCUCCCCUUCCCUUUCUUCUUUUCUCCCUCCAACCAGACUCCUAGCUUACAUGUCUUUUUAUACCCUACUCUUACUAUCUUCCAUGAAGGGUCUAGGCCAAGAGCACCAAGAAGUUGCAGGGUGGGAUGGCAGAAGAUACAUUCUUGAACCCAAACUAUGAGGCAAACAAGUAACAUUCACCCUGGCUCUCUGUGACAUGGUGAACUUUCUAAACCAUUCUCUGCCCACCUAGCUGGACCCCCUCCAGUCUGAAUGCAAAGCUGUCCACUGAGUUCACAUGAAAACCUACGCUUGAGAACUCUAUCACUGGCUCUUUCAUCAGUUCAUCUCAAGCCCCUAUGUCCAUCUUCAUCCAUGCCACUCCACCCAGCCUGCCUCCUCUGUUUGCCCUUUGACAUCUGAAUCCUUCUUUCUCCUUGCAUCUUUCUGAACCUACCGAUUCCAUCGGAGGGCCUGGGUUACCCUGACCCUCUCUAGCCCACAGAUAAUCAAGUGAAAGGAAUGCUGACCUGGGAUUCCAGAGUUGCAUCUCCACACUCCGUUAUCCGCCUGCCAUUUCCAAACUUUCCACUUGUUUUGAGAAUGCAAAAGGCCAAACAGCAGUGAUACCCCAAACAAGACAGGAGGGCCAAAGGGACCCCUGUAGCCACACCGGAUGUCAGAAGGGUCCUCCCAGGACAUGGGUACAAGAAAAGCCUCUCUAGCCGCCUUCUCUCUGCAGGGCCCUUCAGGCCACUGCAGAGAUUGCCUCUGGUGACCAGGGCAUUGGUUACAACGCCAUCUGACCCUGAAAUGUUUCUGUGCCUAUGGCCCCGAAGGAUAAAGGGCAGCUAGGCAUGUCUUCAUCCUGGGGAAACAAUCGGAUCUUUUUUCCAAAAGCCAAAACUGGGGACAAGGGAGGAUGGGAGAAAGAAUACAUAUGCUUCCGUUUAACCUCAGAUGCACCUUUAAAUAUCUCGUUUACAUCUGCCUGGCUUAACACAGAACCCAACUUAUCAGCCAGACUGCCUUUGUAGCCAGAGACUAAUCAGACCUUCUGCCCCUCACAACCAGCUUGCUUCCAGUCAGAGUUGAACAUUAAACAGCGAGGGUCUUAGAUUCAGUUCUGUAGUUCGGAUCAAAUAACUCCAUGAGGCUUUCUAACGGAGCUCCUCAUGGAUGCUUUCUGAAACCUUACAAUGGCCUGAGCAUUUCCUAAGCAAAAUGCAAGGAAGAAAGGGUUAUCUCCCAAAUUGCAGUUUUUAAAGGAAGAAAGAUUCCUUGAAAGCAAGGUGGAGCUGAAGAUUCCUGAGCCUGAGAUUCCAGGCCAAAUUCCUUGGGUUCCCAUCCAUUCAGAUGCACCAUCCCCAUCCCAUCUCUCGUGAAUAAUCAUAAUAUGUGCAUAAUAAAGAAUACAACCGUGUUCUUUUUGUUGUGAUCACCUACACCACUUGACAAGCUGAGGAUGGACUCGGUGACUCAGGGGCAACUGUCUGGUCAGCUUCCGUCUUGAAGCACAGUUGUAUAUGUUUCCUGGGGGGGGGGGACUAGGAGGAACAGAGUUGGAGCAGGAGUGGAUGCUGCAUUUAAUCAUGGAUUUUCCCCCCUACCUCUGAGCUCUUAAUGCUGCUAAGUCUGUGCCAUGCUCCAGCGCCUCUCUCCAGAACUGACUCCUGCUCAGUCUCUGAGGCUCUCCAGGCUGUGUUCUCCGCAUGCACUUAUUCUUCUGGAUAGUUCCAAUCUUCUGGUUUUAUGGAAUUAAAAAAAAAUUAUUCAUGCUUGUUUGCAUUAUGGUUAAAAAUUAAAAAGUGGACCUAACAUCACA
Messenger RNA from Phascolarctos cinereus (koala), 12030 nucleotides. It is a transcript of the gene NOS1, whose product is annotated as nitric oxide synthase 1. NCBI's taxonomy places the organism in Eukaryota, Metazoa, Chordata, Mammalia, Diprotodontia, Phascolarctidae. Gene Ontology annotation, molecular function: nitric-oxide synthase activity; FMN binding; flavin adenine dinucleotide binding. The record is from RefSeq and is a predicted model, not a curated record. Gene Ontology annotation, biological process: nitric oxide biosynthetic process.